AAGACGAGGGUGAGCCAUUUUGGAAGGCAGGAGGAGGAGGAGGAGGAGAAGGGGGGGUGAGCUGUGCUGUGCUGUCGGCUACGGGUUUGCUUCCUGUGCAGAGUGUGCCAGGGAUCGGGAGAUCUCCGCGGGUCCCGCUGAGCCCACAGCGACAGAGAGAGAGAGACUCAGCUGCAGGGCAGGCACCUCCUGCAUUCCCCCCUUCCCUUGCAAACCCUUCCUCAUUUUGAAUUGAACGCCGUCUCUCUCUUGACUCCCCCCCCCCCUCCUUCUCUUGUGUUUGUGUGUGGGGUGGGUGGGUGUUGUUGUGUGGAACUUGGGUGGGGGGGGGGGGGGCUCGAAAAUGCUAAAUGAUCAUUUGGAUCAAUGACAGCCUCUGGGCUGCGCUGUCUGUCACAAUCCAUGAGCCCGCUCUGGGAAAAAGACCAGCAGUUCUCACGUGCCAAGAGAAAGAGGGGAGGACAGAGGAAAUAAAGCAAAAACAAACCACCACCACCACCACCAACCCCCCCAAAAAAAACCCCACAACAAAACAGAAAGGGGGCAACAGUUUGGAUGGGAGUUGGAGCAACUUUUGUUUUCUCUUUGUGCGAAUUUGCCCACACCUAGAGAGAGAGGAGAGAGAGAGACACACACACACAUCUUCGCCAGGUUGGGGACAGCCUGUCGUCAUGUUUGACUGUAUGGAUGUGCUCGCAGUCAGCCCUGGGCAAAUGCUGGAUUUCUACACUCCGAGCCCGUCCUCUUGCAUGCUGCAGGAGAAAGCUCUGACUGCAUGCUUCAAUGGACUGACACACAGGGACUGGCAACAGAGGCACAGCACUCAAUCAAUUGAAACACAGAGUACCAGCUCUGAAGAGAUUGUACCAAGUCCACCAUCUCCGAUUCCACCUCCACGGGUAUACAAACCUUGCUUUGUGUGUCAGGACAAGUCAUCAGGCUAUCACUAUGGAGUCAGUGCCUGUGAAGGCUGCAAGGGUUUCUUUCGGAGAAGCAUCCAGAAAAAUAUGGUGUAUACAUGUCACCGAGAAAAAAGCUGUGUCAUCAACAAGGUUACCAGGAAUCGUUGCCAAUACUGCCGUUUGCAGAAGUGCUUUGAAGUGGGCAUGUCUAAAGAGUCAAGCAGACAGCAGGGACCUGGCGAUGUGACGUCACAAUGCUGCAAAGGAGAUUCUGAAAGGAGUUUGGGCAGAGGCCUUCUGAUUCCAACCGUAAGAAAUGACAGAAACAAAAAGAAAAAGGAGACACCGAAGCAAGAAUGUUCGGAAAGCUACACAAUGACAGCAGAGUUGGAGGAUCUUAUUGAAAAGAUUCGCAAAGCUCACCAGGAGACCUUCCCUUCCCUUUGCCAGCUGGGGAAAUAUACUACAAAUUCCAGUGCUGACCACCGGGUACGACUUGACCUGGGUUUGUGGGACAAAUUCAGUGAACUUGCCACAAAGUGCAUUAUCAAAAUAGUGGAGUUUGCUAAGCGACUGCCCGGCUUCACAAGCUUGACCAUUGCAGAUCAGAUCACUCUGCUGAAAGCUGCCUGCCUGGACAUCUUGAUUCUCCGAAUCUGUACCCGGUAUACGCCUGAGCAAGACACAAUGACCUUCUCUGACGGCCUUACCUUGAACAGGAUUCAGAUGCACAAUGCGGGGUUCGGCCCCCUCACUGACCUCGUCUUUACCUUUGCCAACCAGCUCCUGCCACUUGAGAUGGACGACACCGAGACUGGCCUUCUCAGUGCCAUCUGUCUGAUCUGUGGGGACCGCCAAGAUCUAGAGGAUGCAGGAAAAGUGGACAAGUUACAGGAACCACUUCUGGAAGCUUUAAAGAUUUACAUCAGAAAAAGAAGACCCAAUAAACCCCAUAUGUUCCCAAAGAUAUUAAUGAAAAUCACAGACUUGCGCAGCAUCAGUGCAAAAGGUGCAGAACGUGUCAUCACGCUCAAGCUGGAGAUCCCUGGAUCGAUGCCACCCCUUAUUCAAGAAAUGCUGGAAAACUCAGAAGGCCACGAUCCCCUUGCACCUACAGCAGACACAAGCACAGAAACUAAUGGGAGCAGUGGUCUAGCACUAGAAGCAACUUCCAGCCCCAGUGUGUCUCCCAGCUGUGCAGCCCAUGGACCAAACAGCCAGGUACCCAACACACAGUAAAUGGCGAGUGACCACAACCAUUCCCAAAUGUGAUAGCUUCUUCUCUCCUUUGCUCUGAGACAUCAAGCUCUGAAGGACCAGGUUGAUAAGUGUAUUUCCAACACUGACACCACGGAGGCUCAGGACUCCAAUGGACUUCUGGACAUGAGAAUGCUGAAUCCGAAACUCUGUAGGCCAGAGGCAGGCCUCCCGGGUUACGUGCGGUAUGUUCAAAGCCUGCGGUCUGGUAAAGCUAAUCUGUGUCCACUAUUGCAUGCUGGGAAGAAGCUGUGGAAAAUUAUGUCGAACUCUGAUUAUUACUUUAUUUUGCAGAGUUACUCCUCAAUGUAUUCUAAAUUUCUAUGCUGGAGUUUCUGGUGCUUUCUCAUUGCCUUGCAUAUCAUGUCUAAACACAUACACCAAGUUAUGGAACAAAGCCUAAGUACAUAAAUCAGGUGAGUUAUGCUUACAGAAUUCUUUGGUUUAGACAACAUGGGACAUCCAUUAUUAUUCUCAAUGUUACUGUUGCAUUCUCUUGUAUUUCUUAGUGAAAAAAAUACCUGAAGAUUAGGAUUUUAUCCUCAGUGCACCAGCAUUCAAUUUUGUCAAAUAGACAAGGACAUAUUUCCAUCUCUUUUUGCAAUGAUAAACAAAGUCUAAGAUUUAACUUUUUUUAAAAAAAAUGCUAGCACUUUGGUGCUGGUAAUAAUCGUUUCCCACUGGCACAGUUAGCCUACCCAUUACCAUGUUGUUUGUAUGAAUGUUUACAGUUCACAAGCACUUAAGUAACAGAAUUUUUUUUUAAAAAGAAAAGCAAUUCUUUGCGUACAUUUAGUCCGAACAUAUUAUUUUUUUGUGGUAGGGUUCACUCAUUGCCUACUGGCUUUGUGCUAGCCUAAAGAGCUAGUUAAAAAAAGUUUUGUUUAGUUAUUUUAGCUGAGCAGAUUCGUUUCAUGUUCAGCAACAUAUCAAGAGAUAAAGUAAAGCACUGCAUGUUGUUUGCAGUAAAGAUAGCCUCCAAGGCACAACACUUUUCAGUGUUAUUUUGUUAUUUUAUUCGCUUGUACAUGAGCCAGUAAGUAAAUUUCAUCUGGUGGCUGACACACAUUAUAUCUCUCUGCAGAAGCGUGGUCUAUCGUAGAUUUGUUCUUGAGUACAGUAAUUUGAGUUUAUUGAAUCAUUCUUGUAGUGUCUGAAGCACUAGUGGGAUGUUGUUUUCUAGCGUUAGGGCUGCUCUGUACUUCAACUGGCUCAGUUUGUACAUUGAGAUUGUUUAACAAUGCUUUCUAUGUUCAUAUACUGUUACCUUUUCCAUCAAGUUUCCUGGCAAAAGAAUAAAGUAUAUUU
Molecule: messenger RNA, 3467 nt
Organism: Hemiscyllium ocellatum (epaulette shark)
Lineage: Eukaryota; Metazoa; Chordata; Chondrichthyes; Orectolobiformes; Hemiscylliidae
Product: retinoic acid receptor beta-like
Exons: 9
Coding region: 351-2141 (596 amino acids)
Biological process (GO): cellular response to corticotropin-releasing hormone stimulus; retinoic acid receptor signaling pathway; regulation of transcription by RNA polymerase II
Cellular component (GO): transcription regulator complex; nucleus
Molecular function (GO): RNA polymerase II cis-regulatory region sequence-specific DNA binding; nuclear glucocorticoid receptor binding; zinc ion binding
Source: RefSeq, a predicted model, not a curated record